AUGGCUAGGAAAUACGGCUUUCAGGCGAUCGAGCUGUUCUUUGAGGACCUCCUCGAAGUAGCAAAGUCAAUGGCCGGAGGCGAUCCGACGAGCAAUCAACUUGCGGCCGCGGCGAUAGUCCGCCAGCUGUGUGACGAUCGCAAGCUCUCCAUACUCUGCUUGCAGCCUUUCAUGCACUAUGAGGGCCUAGUGGACCGACAACUUCACCAGAAGCGGCUGGAAGAUGCCAAAUUCUGGGUGCGCUUGGCACAUAUUCUAGGGACCGAUUUGAUUCUCCUCCCGAGCAGCUUUCUACCACCCUCAGAAGUAUCACCGGACAUGGACGUGAUUGUCCAGGACAUGGUUGAGAUUGCGGAUGUCGGCCUUGGAGCCUCUCCGGUGAUCAGAUUUUCUUAUGAGGCCCUUUGCUGGGGCACGCGAGUUGAUACAUGGGAGCGCAGCUGGGAGGUUGUGCAAAGAGUUGACCGAUCUAAUUUCGGAAUCUGUCUUGACACUUUCAACAUCGCGGGUCGAAUCUACGCAGACCCUUCAGUAUCGUCUGGUCAAACAGAGAACUGUGACGAAGCGAUUGAAGCCUCUUUGCGUGGCAUGAUUACCUCUGUCGAUCCGAGAAAGCUGUUUUUGGUGCAAAUGGCAGACGCAGAGAAACUGGCUCAACCGCUUGACAGCAGCCAUCCAUUCUACAACUCGGAGCAGCCUGCUCGGAUGAGUUGGUCUCGGAAUGCCAGGCUGUUUUACGGGGAGUCUCAUCUCGGCAGUUAUCUACCCGUCAAGAGGAUCCUGGACGUCAUCAUCCGCGACAUUGGGUAUCAGGGCUGGCUGAGCUUCGAGGUUUUCAAUAGGGCGCUGUUGGAGCGUGACGAACGGAUACCGGAAAUGAUGGCAAGGAGAGCGGCACAGUCAUGGAAGCUGAUGGAGCGAGAUCUGGGGCUCGAACAUUCAAGCAUGGGUUAUAAGGCUCAAGCUCUUCUGUAG
Molecule: messenger RNA, 975 nt
Organism: Trichoderma citrinoviride
Lineage: Eukaryota; Fungi; Ascomycota; Sordariomycetes; Hypocreales; Hypocreaceae
Product: xylose isomerase-like protein
Exons: 1
Coding region: 1-975 (324 amino acids)
Source: RefSeq, a predicted model, not a curated record